Molecule: messenger RNA, 5826 nt
Organism: Stegostoma tigrinum
Lineage: Eukaryota; Metazoa; Chordata; Chondrichthyes; Orectolobiformes; Stegostomatidae
Product: TRAF3-interacting JNK-activating modulator
Exons: 15
Coding region: 1192-2796 (534 amino acids)
Source: RefSeq, a predicted model, not a curated record
ACUGCAUGUCGCGAGGCAGGCAGAGUUGAAGAGAGAACAAGAAAAAAGGAGCAGGGCACAUUACAGGAACAAAGUUAAGCCUUUAAGCUCUUAGACGACAACGAAUGCUCAGUACUAUGCAAAGGUACUUGUCAGUAGGUAUAUCAGUAAACAAAACAAACUUGUGUGAAACAGUGAAGAGAGGGAUCCAACUGACAAAACGGUGAGGAAACCGCAUGUUCUAGUUGAGUUUGAGAGACAGUGACAGGAAGAAGGUUAGAAGCGUGGUGGUUUAUUUAAAAAAGAUAUAUUUCCUGUUUUAAAUUGCAAAGAACCGUGAGUGCAGUGGAAGCAAAUGACUCGUUUACUGCGACCCAAUUUGAUCCCCAGCUCAAACCAGGCACAGGUAUCACUCUCUGACUAACUUUGCAGCUGAGAUGAAGUGAAAUUUGAUCAUUCGAAGAACUUGGCUGGAAAAAGAAAUAAUAGGAGUCAAAAUGAAAAGCUGAAGCACCUGCAGGCUCCAGGGCUGUGAGCAGGGCCCAAGGACUAGCAUUUUGUCUGGCUGUUCGCUGUGCUUUUGUGCCUCUUUCCAUCUCUGGCUUAGUAAGUUCAAGUCUGUUUUAUAUAUGGAUGGCAAACAAAGUGAGACUGUGAGCAGUGAGUCCCUGGUUAACUUACUUGCUGAGUGAGUGAAUACCUGGACAUUGGAAGUGGCAAGUGUAAACAGAGAGCAACAAUCUGUCAGUCUGACAGGAAAGACAGAGAAAGGUUGGCAUCACAAAUAGUUGAUAAAUGAAUCUUGCUUCAUUCAUUUAGACGAACACAGUAAUCUAUACAAGUGGAGAAAGAAAUAGUUCUAAAAACUUUUUUGCAUUGUUCAGAAUUAAAUUAUUUUUCGUGUAUAUUUGUCUGUUAUAAAAUGGUACACAAUCAGAAUAUUUAUCCUGAACAUAUAUAGUCUGUUUUGGAGCUAAUGUUUAACCUCAAAUAGGCUGAAAAUUCCUGGUCCAGUUUUACCAUCUUUGGUGCAUUUUGCAAACAUCAGAGCGAAAUUAAACUGCAAGGAGCUCAGUAAAAGAAAUUGUGGAAGCUGAAUAGUGUUUUUGGCGCCAUUAUCAUUUGCCCAGGGUGCAAGCAAACUAAUCGUUUUGGUCCUACAAGUGUUUUAAAGCUUUGGAAGAAGUGACUAGUGAUAUAACAGGCCUCAGAAUGAUGGGGGGUAGUCCAAAGCGAGGUCUCAGCCCGGGGGGAUUUGGCUCAUCCAAAAAGAGAAGGUUUUUUUCUGAAAGCUAUGAUGAAAAACUUGAGCGGAGACAUGAAAACCAUUUGAACCUCAUCGGUCGAAAUAACGCCACGACCUGCCGCAGUUCACCAAGGGAGAGGAUUGUGGAGCAAAACUCGAGACAAGUGCAGUUUCUGAAACGAAGGAAUUUAACAAUUGAUGAAGACGAGAUUAAAAAAAAGCCUGCCAAAUCAAGCCGCCACAGAGUGGAAAAGGCAACAACAGCUGCCACUUCUGCUGCACUUUCUGCUCCAGUCCCGGAAGGAGGUUUGAAGAUUUCACAAGAGAAUUUAGCUGCAGUCAGUCAGACAUCUCCACAGUUCAUAUUGUGCAGCAAUGGCACCCCGUUAACUAAAGAACCCACUCACUGGGGAGCAAAGGAUUCAAAUUUCCGUUUCUGCACCAGAGCACCACUGCAACAUGAUGACUCAACCAUCAAAAGAAUUUCAAAAAGGGACAAAGCCACACAGAUGCCCGGUGAAAUUGGUGAACUCAUCAGGAAAGAAGCAAGCCAACAAACAGAAUCUGGCGUGGCUGUUCUUGAUAAGGAGAUCCAGCAACUGUCUGAAUACCUAAAGGAAGCUCUGCAUCGUGAGCUAAUGCUUAAACAGAAGUUCACUAUUCUUCAACAACUUCUUGCAACAGUUUUGCAGGCAGCAGAGAAAUCAUGGAAGGUACAAUUAGAUGAUGACUCAAUGCGUUGCAAAUUGCAGUCACUUGAAAAUCAGUUACACACCUGGACACAGAAUCACUCGCGAGACAGUAUGAAGGAAACCAUGGCCGAAAUGCAGCAGCAAAAACUCAAGUAUGAGCACAUUGCUAAGGAGUCGCUCCAGAAAGCAAUCAAAGAGAAAACAGCUGCAGAACAAACACUGGCCAAUGUCCAGAGAUCACUGAGUGCAGCAGAGAUAGAGUGCUCUCAUUGGAAGGAGUCGUACAAUAGGGCACUGGCAGAUUGCUCUGAACUGACAACCAGGCAUUCAGAAACCACAGACCAAUUGCACAUAGUGCAGACUAAGCUACAGAGAGUAGAAAAAGACAACAUGUUGCUCAGAAAUUUACAAACAAAAUCCCAAGAUACAGAAAAUGAGACACAGAAACUCUUGGAUAAAAUUGAUGCAUUAAGAGAAGAAAAUGAACUCCAGCAAGAGCAGCUUCUAAGAAGCAAAGCAAAAUUACAGAAAACUGAAGAGCAGGGACAGAUAAUGGCAUCUACAAUCAUUAGCCUACAGGAAAUGUUGCAGAAGAAAACCAUCCAGGCAACAGAGCAGGAGAAAGCAAUGCAACAGAAUGACUUACUUAGAGCCAGGAGCGAACACCAGUGUCAGGCACUUCAACUGCAGGUCAACAAACUAAGCAAUCAAUUGGAAAAACAGUCAACUCUACUUCAUGCCAAAGAAGAAGAGUGCAUUGAACUCCAUUCAAAGCUUACGAUUAUGCAAAAUGAGCAUAGUGCCUUCUUAAAAAACAUGCAGCAUCAUCAGAACAAGCCAAAGAGUUUUCAGAAGAAACCUGCCCAGGUGAGGUUCUGAAAUCCUCUGCAGUCACAAUGCAAGAAUCCUAGAAUCCGUAUAUUGGGGAAGCAGGCCAUUCAGCCCAUGGAAUCCACAUGAACCUUGUGAAGAGCAUCCUACCCAGACCCACUGCCCCACCCCAACCUCCCCUCCCAAACUAUCCCUGUAACCCUGCAUUUCCCAUGGCUAAUCCACCUGGAAAUUUUGGGUAAUUUAGCAUGGCCAAUCAAUCUUUGGGCCGUGGGAGGAAACCGGAGUACACGAAGGAAACCCAUGCAAACACGGGAAGAAUGUGCAAAGCGCACACAGAUGGUUGCCUGAGGAUGGAAAUUCAUUAAUGUCAACAUAGAACAUAUCACUGUGGCACAUGUCCUUCAUGUUGAACAGUAAUUAUAUUAUUCAUCUAGAAUUUAGAAUACAGAAUGCAGCUAGGGAUCAUACAAGCCCCAACAGAAUGUAAUGCUGAACGUGUAACACUUAAGGUGACAAUUUAUAUUGUAUAAUGUAACUUAUAUCUUUAGGGUGCACAUAAAAAAAUCCAGAAUUUAAGUCAGAAGGUGGAAGAAAAUGCAUGAAUGAUCAAUUUUCAGCAUAUGUAUAAUUUUAGGAAAUAGUAAACAACAGCCAGCUAAUUGCGUUCAUGAAAAAAUGAAUAACUGCUUACAAUUGGUAACACCUAAAGCUGCAACAACAUUGUCAAUGAACAUAUAGGCAGAGAUGUCCAGGCAUGUUUUUGGGUCAUUCUAUCCAGUAAUUUAUUGUCUGAAUGUUUUUUGUCUCUUUUAGAGGAGGUGCUGUCGAUGGGUGACCUUCCUCAUACUGGCAGUAACAGUAGCAGGGUUGGCAGUGCUCUGGGCAAAUUUGGAUAAUGUUUCUUUUUAAGAAGUUGCAUUGAAGCACAUUUUAUUACCAGCGGAAACUUGCUCAGGCAUUUUGAACACCAAAUAUCUUCAAAGUAUUAUUUUCAUCAUUUGCAAAGAUUAUCUACUGAACAUGAUGGACAUUAUUAUAUUGGAUCAAUACAUAAGCUCACAAAACACAGGCUUGCCAUUUGUCUUUGCCAAACUGACUGAGAUCUGUAACUUACCAUAUGUGGAAUUCUGACUGCUUGCCUACGUGACAUACUUCAGUGAUCAAGUGAAGAUCAAGUGUCACAACUGUUUUGGUUGGAGGAAGCAAAAUGAAUAAGUGAUUUUUAAAUCUGACUUUUAUUUAUGCAUUGUCUACUAAUGGAUUGUACAGGAAUAUCAGCAUAGGGAAUGCAGCAGCCUUUGUGACUGACAUUUGCCACCUCAAUGCCAGUGAUAAGGUUCUCAUUGAUUGAGGAAAAAAAAAGAGGAUAACUAUUUUAGAGAGACGGCAGUACAGUGGUAAUGUCACUAAGCUAGUAAUCCAGAAGCUAAGGCUAAUGUUUUGGUAAUACUGUGAAAAUAUCACCUUGGAACAUGGUGAAUUUAAAUUAAAUAAUAAAUAUAUCUGGAAUUGAAAGCUCAUCUCAGUAAUUGUGACAAUGAGACUACCAUCAGUUGCCUAAAAAACUUACCCAGUUCAAUAAUGUCCUUUAAGGAAAGAGAUCUGGUCUGGCUUAGAUAAAUCAGCAGACUCACAGCAAUGUGGCUGACUUUUAACUGCCUUUUGAAAUGGUCUAGCAAAUCAUCCAGUUCAAGAGCAAUUAUAAACUUGAACAAAUAUUGCCCUUGCCAAGUGAGACAACGUUUCAUUUAAGAAAUUCAAGUAAAAGAUUUAAUUUAUUGAAAGUGGAGAAAAUUGUCUGGCAUGGUCAAUGCCUAUCUAAACUCCAAAUCUGAGCCCUUGAGAAGAACCACAAUUGUCUUCUGGUUAGAGUUUUAAAAUAAGAACUUGUCAAACGAGUUGAGAGCAACAGGUGGAUAUCUGUUAAUGGAGUUUCAUUAGUGAAAGUAUUGAGAUUUACACUGGAACUACCAAAUAAUUAUUCAACUCAGGUCAAAACCUAUCACUAAACAGGUAACCAGUAUUGGGAAUUAUUGACAGAUUUCAUACAGCAUAUGUUAUUUAAGAAAAGGAGAAUCACAAUUUUGAAGCUUACUUACACAGGAGAAUCAAAUAAUAAGUCAGCUGUGUUAUUACUGAUUUCCAAAAGGUUUUAUUUUUAUAAAGUAAAUUCUGGUGAUCAAUAAAGUGAAUGUGUAAAUUAACUGAAAAGAACUUCAUUUAUUUUUGUACAUAUUUACUGUUCAUGAUCUCUAGUUCUCCCUCCAGUAAGAAAAAAUGUUUACAAUUAAAAUACCAAUUCAACACGCUUUUUCAAACUGCCAUAUCAUCUUAUUAAACCCAAGUACAAUAUAAAAAUUUUAAGUGUUUAAUACUUUAUUUUGACGCUCAUUUGAAAACAUGUGGAAAAUAAAGUCACCAUUAAUCAAUGUUGCAGCUUAUCUAUUUUACCAUGGACUUGAAUUUUCCCAGUUACAAUAUCAGAAUUAAAUGUCUAUUGUGGUUUUUUUUUAAAAAAGAGUAUAUUUUUGCAGCAUGUGGGCAUGGCAGGCAAGGCCUGCAUUUGUUAUCUGUCUUCAACUGUCCUUGAGAAGGUUGUGAUUAGCACCUUUCUUGAACUACUGCAAUCUACAUGGUGUAUAAACACCCUUAGGUUAAUAAGUUUCAGGAAGUUAAUCCAGUAAAGUGAAGGAGUACAACAUACUUCCAAAGACAAACACAAUAUUCAUAUAAUAGCCUGGUCUAACAAAUCACCUGAUGAGCAAUUCAUUCAGGUUUUUAACCUGCAGUAUUCAGGUGUCACAUGAAGUCCACAAGCUGCAUGUCAAAAAUAUUUUAUUCCCUUCAAAGGUAAGAAACCAGAUUUCUUGUCUAUCUGUGGUUCUUAUUUUUGAAUGUUAAACUAGUGUUUAGGCCAAGAAUAAAAGAAACCAUGGAAAACAAAUUCUGUAUCAACAAAAUACUGUUGAAGUCUUAUCUUGUCAUUUCAUUGUUAAGUCAUAAAGGAAUGAAAAAAAAAUCACGAGAAUUGUCUCCUGACAUAAAAAAUGACAACUGAAAAUAUUACUUUUCUUU